AUGAUAUCCGGCAACUCCAUCACCAAUGGCACCGGCGCCAGCACAACAACGCAAAGCACCACCAAUGGCGCUGCUGCCCGCGCUUCACAAGAAGACACACCCAUGAACCUCAACGCCACAGCCUGGGACCAAAUCAUGGCCAAGUACUGGACCUCCACCAACGCCCACCGCGAACGCGAAGAUACCGAGCUGCGCGAGGCCUUUGACCGAGAGAAUUCCGAACUAGCUGACCGCCAGUUACGGCUCAGCCAGGAGCGGGUCAAGCUGCUGGAACAGCUCCAGGCCGUUGAUCAGCAAUGGAAGGAGAUCGAGGCGCAAAGGAAGGCCAAGGAGGAGGAUAUGAAGAGGAGGCUUGAGGCGAUCAGGGAGGAGAGGGAAAAAGAUGAUGAGUUGAAGAGGAGGUACUUUGAGGAGAGCAGGAGGAAUGCGGCAUCGGGGGAGCAAACGCAGGACCCGGCAACUUUGGCAAUGUUGGCAAAGAAGGCCCAGGGCGUGGUUGCUAUGGUCGGGGGCGAAAUUCGAAAUGGGAAUGGCUCACCUUCGGGAUUGUCGUCGCAGCGGGAGACGUCGCUGAGAGAGGAACAGCCACGACAUGCGUUGCCUAGCCGGCCUAGGGAAAGUGGUAGGACGCCGAGCGAGGAGCAGGACCUUCAACAGCAACUACGCAAUGAACAACAGCAGCAGAAGGAGAGGGCCGAAAACGGGCUGGAUGGAAGGGCCGUGGACCUCGACAAACUCCCCAAGGUUUACAAUGGCGCGGGAGUGUGUGUCGGCCAUGUGCGGCCCAUCAACCUGAGGAACCAUUUGACCAUGCAUAUCCAGCAACAGCCGAUCAAGCGCCACGUUCAGAUCCGCCAGGGACGAAACUUUACCACCGAGACGUUGGAAACCAUCUACGAGCCGAGCGACAAGAAGGGCGCCAAGUGGUUGAGCUGUUGGAUCCAAGCUACGGGCGACGUUCAGGAAACCCCCUGCGCGUCGUGCCAAACUCGCCAAGGUGUUUUCCCGCAGUGUAUCAUCCUGGAUGCUGAGGGGUUCCCUAGGUGCGGCAACUGCGAGUGGAAUCGUCAGGGAUGCAGUGGUGCCUCUAAGCAUGCAGAUCAUGAGAUGGCUGAAGUCAAUCAACAGGCCACGAACGGGGAGGUGGCUCGGGCCCAGGAAGCUCCCGUUGUUACCAGUGGCUUCAAGGCUGUGAACGGCGCAUCGGCGAGUCAGAAGACAGUCAAGGUGGCCAGCACCGUACCCAACGGAGACGAGCAGCCAGCACGAUCCAAACUGCCCUCGGGGCGCAAGUCACUUCCGAGCACGCGCAAGUCUAGUGUACAGCCCGACUCGAUUGCUCCUACACCCCUCGAAGGCAGCCCGGCACCCGACAGCGAUCACAAUGAGGACCUCCCGCCCAUCAACCAAGCAGUGCUCGCUCUCCGCGAUGACGGAACCGUUUUUACGGAUCCUCCUUGCAUGCGCGGUGUUCCCCUCGCCAGGAUCGGCCCCGACCAUCCUUACUGGGAUCCCGAAUGGGUCGCGCUCGAAGAGCCGGUCCAAGCCCAACUGACGAAGUGGUCAGAAAAGUUUGAGAAGCUGAAAAGCGAGGGCGGCGCGGCGUCGACAAAAUAUCUGGCUGGCCGUCAACAGAAUCGUGGCAAGCUGGUUUUGGAAUUUCUGGCGAAUGGGGAGUUCCACCCCUAUCAACUCAUGGCAAAGCACCUCAUCAACAAAACAUACACGGGCUAUGAUAACUUGUAUCGUAUGGUACAGGUGCUACAUGAACUUGCUAGGUUUAAACAGCUGGACGUUACGCCUUCGCAAUGGCUUAGGCACAGACUGCACGAAAUGCACGAGGAGCAGGGUGAUAAGUUCAACCUUGGCAAGGCGGUGGAAAACCUCUACUCGGAUCCCAAACUUCGACAACUCCGCAGCGAGAGCGGAUUUGGAAAUAUUGGCCGGCCGAGGGGUUACAAGCCUUCCGUGGCCGAUAAGGGAGAGGACGGAUCAGCUCCCAAGAAGACAACCAAGAAGAGAAAGGCUGCUGCUCCUGCGGCAGAUGACCCUGCCAACCAGUCUCUCAUGGAAGAGCAACUCCGCGUCACAGAACCCCCUCAAGCCGACGGAGCUACUGCCCCAUCAAAACCCCCAUCCCCCCAUUCCUCGCCUCCGUCUGCCCCAGAAGACAUCGGUCACGCCCACGCGCAUCCCCAUCCUCCCGUCGCCAAACACCACCAACCUUCCCCUUCCGUGACCCUCAAGAUGCUCGCUCCAGAGGAAGAUCUCUACUACGAAGGCUACACCUCGGACGACUCCUUCUCAGGCGACAAGAUCCAAGAAGUCGACUGGCGCUUGCUACAGGUCCGUCACCGGGAAAUGACCACCAACACAGGCAUAACGCAAUACUGGCACUGGCUGGGCACGGGCGAGGACCUGACAGGUCGCGGAGAGGAGAACUGCUUCGAACAUCAGGUGCUCAAAGACGUCAAGGGCCGUCGUGUGACUUGGGGCGUGUACAAGGAGCCGAUCGAUUUCCAUUUGAGACUGGAGGAGAUCGAGGAGGUGGUGUAUGCGCCUGAGGGAAGCGGGUGUUUGAAGAUUUUGAUUAGCGUCAAGAAGGAGGCUGGGUAUGAGGAUGAGUCGAGAGGGGAUGUCUUGGCCUGGUUUAAGAGGGAGAGGACCAAGAGGCGGUUUUUGACCUUUUUGAGGAAGAAGGGGAAGAGGGUUGUCCGGAGUACUGCGGCGUACGUCGAACAAGCCUGGGACGAUAUGGACUCUGUCGUCUUGCCGCAUGAGGAUGAAUAG
This is a messenger RNA of Sordaria macrospora k-hell, 2790 nucleotides long. The record is from RefSeq and is a predicted model, not a curated record. NCBI's taxonomy places the organism in Eukaryota, Fungi, Ascomycota, Sordariomycetes, Sordariales, Sordariaceae.